Messenger RNA from Capra hircus (goat), 7809 nucleotides. RefSeq names its product opioid growth factor receptor like 1 (gene OGFRL1). The record is from RefSeq and is a predicted model, not a curated record. Gene Ontology annotation, cellular component: membrane. The transcript has 7 exons. The coding region runs from base 128 to 1501 and encodes 457 amino acids. NCBI's taxonomy places the organism in Eukaryota, Metazoa, Chordata, Mammalia, Artiodactyla, Bovidae. Gene Ontology annotation, molecular function: opioid growth factor receptor activity.
GCGGGCCGGGCGCCGAGGUGCCGCCCAGCGCCCCGGCCGCGGCCCUGCCCGGGCCCUAGCGCCGCCGCCAGCCGGAGCCCGGAGCCGGCGCCCCGCAGCCCCGCCGCGCCCCGCGCCCGCCUCUCCGAUGGGCAACCUGCUCGGCGGGGUCAGCGUGCGCGAGCCCACCACCGUGGAGGACUGCGACUCCACCUGGCAGACGGACUCGGAGCCCGAGCUCGAGGAGCCGGGGCCGGGCGGCGGCGAGGGCCCGGGGCGGGAGCCCGCGCAGCCCCCAGAGCCCGCCGAGCCCCAGGAGCCCCCGGAGCGAGCCGGCGGCCGGCCCCGCGCCGGCCCCGCGCCGGAGCCGGACCCCGAGGCGGCGGGCGCAGAGCAGGGGACUGAUUCCACUGAAGCACCUGCCAAGCCAAAGAGAAGUUUUUAUGCUGCGAGGGAUUUGUACAAAUACCGACACCAGUACCCAAACUUCAAAGAUAUCCGAUAUCAAAAUGACUUGAGCAAUCUUCGUUUUUAUAAGAAUAAAAUUCCAUUUAAGCCCGAUGGUGUUUACAUUGAAGAAGUUCUCAAUAAGUGGAAAGGGGACUACGAGAAGCUGGAACACAACCACACCUACAUCCAAUGGCUUUUCCCUCUGAGAGAACAAGGCUUGAAUUUUUAUGCUAAAGAACUAACUACCUAUGAAAUUGAGGAAUUCAAGAAAACAAAGGAAGCAAUAAGAAGAUUCCUCCUGGCUUAUAAAAUGAUGUUAGAGUUUUUUGGAAUAAAGCUGAUAGAUAAAACUGGAAACGUUGCCCGGGCUGUUAACUGGCAGGAAAGGUUUCAGCAUCUGAAUGAGUCUCAGCACAACUAUUUGAGGAUCACUCGUAUUCUGAAAAGCCUUGGCGAGCUUGGAUAUGAAAGUUUUAAAUCUCCGCUGGUAAAAUUUAUCCUUCAUGAGGCUCUGGUGGAAAAUACUAUUCCCAAUAUUAAACAGAGCGCACUGGAGUAUUUCGUGUACACAAUCAGAGACAGAAGGGAGAGGAGAAAGCUCCUACGGUUUGCCCAGAAACAUUACACGCCCUCAGAGAAUUUUAUCUGGGGACCCCCGAGGAAGGCACAGCCUGAGGGCAGCAAAGCCCAGAAGCCCCCCGGCCUGCCCACCGCGGGCCAGCAAGGCCAGACGUCUAUGCACAAAAAACCCAAAGACUCCAAAAACACCUCCUCAGCCGCGCACGGGAUCAGUAAAGCAGCUGAAGACAAAAAAGUGGCCUCUAAGGAGUCAGGAGAAGAGACAGACAAGCCCAGUGCGGAGCCAGGCAGCGAGGCUGCCCAGCCCGGAGACCCCGGGCAGGACGGGGUUGCGGACAAUUCCAGUCCUCAGGCAGAAAAGACAGUCACUGACCCCGAGGAGCAAAAGGAGAGUGCGUCUCCCUCGGAGAAGGAUGAGGCGGGUGACAAGCCGGACCAAGACGGUGGAAGUCCAGGCGAUGCGGGUUCCCAUGAUGAGACCACGUUGCCGUGAAUUAUCAGAAGGCCCCUAUGCCCAUGCACCCCCGGGAGGGGAGGCUGUGGCGGGUCCUGAGGAGCAGAGGCCGCGUUUGCCAGCGCAGCUGGAGGUUGAUGAUUUUUCUGUGGUCAGCAUUAGUUGUCACCUGGUUUUUAGUCUGGAUGGCUGUGAAUUUAAUAUAUAAAAAGAAGUCUGAAGACGAGACCCAAUGAAUGAGUGUAUCCUGUAACACUUUGGGGAUGUGAGUUUUUGCAUCCUGUACAGAAUUCCCUUUAUAUUAUUUUCAGUGUAUCUGGAAGUAAUCAUGGAGUGUUUGAUAUAGCUGAGAUAGGAAUCAGUUCUUGGAGCAGACUGUACUAUACCUGGAGGAAAUUGAGAGGAUAAUUUCAUUAUGUGGCCACACCUUUGCCAGAUUUAAAGGUUCCUGUGUUUAAGCUGCAAGAAAAAAAAAUGUGGUCUUCUCUGAGGUAUUCAGAAAGGAAUUUGGAUUUUUUUUUUAACAGCACCUCAGCGUGUUUAGUUUCAGGUUCUGGUAAGGAGGAUGGAUGUUCUUGGGGACUUGGAAUCACCCUCCCCUGCUUGUCAGUCCCGCCGUCUUUCCCGGUCCUCUCUCUCCACCCCUAGCCUCAUUCUCAUCAGCCACCUGUGUCGGCCGGCACCUGCGAUUCUAGUGUUGACAUCUAGACAUUCAGAUGGUCUCCUACAGUGACAUUUACACGGGAUGGAAGAGACUGUCAAUUGUACGAUUUCAAGAAUUUGCUUUGUUUAAAAUAAUAAACAUGUUUUUCUGUAUUAACAUGCUUAAAAACAAAUUUUGAUGCAAAAGUACAAGAAGAAAAUCUUGCCUUUUAUGGCUGUUCCAUAUAAAUUUGGUGCUUGUGUCUGAAUGCAAAUGACUAAAGAAUUAAAAAAUAAGAGAAGAAAUUAUUCAUUUUUAAAAUGCAUGCAUUUUGUACCGGCAACAAGGCAGUGGUCCCUGAAACCAUGAAUAUCUCAGUGUUACGUGGACUAUGAAGUUCAUAUUGCUUAGCCCACAGGGUAUCUUUAAAAAAAAUACAAUUUGCUGUUAUCUCAGUUGUCAGACCUUGAAAUUGAGAGUAGAUUUGAUAUCCCAUGUAUUCAGCUUUAGUAAGCACAGAAUGUGUCAAAAUUGGGUAAGAGCAAAUAGCUUUAUUUCCUAUAAUAUUGUUACUAAUUAUUACACAUUAGAAAACAAUCAAACACUGUGGUGAAAACUUCAGCAUACCUACAAAUGUAGUAAAAGUAAUUAAUAGACCUUUUUUUAAAACUUAAUUUCAUUUAGAAAGAAAUUGCCUCUGUGUGUUUCUUAGGCUUUUAAGGGAAGAUCUAUUCACUUUAACCCCCAAAGAAUUUUUACUAUUUUUACUGUGUCCUGUUUUUUAAUCAUAUCAUAUCAUCUUCUGUUACCUUUAUUGAUCAGAGGAUUUUUAGCAACGGAUUUCUAGAAAAUAAACACACCAACAGUAUGCUUUUAGAGGAUUUUAUUGCCUUGAAAUUUACGUAAAACAUCACUGUUUCUCAAAUCUGACUUAUUUAGUCAGAAUAUUAGUAACGUGUAUUAUAUAUGUAUUCCAAUAAAUAUAGAAUAUUUUCUCAUUAUAAUUUCUCGUAAUACACCAGUUUUAUGUUUCUUCUGUUUUUUGAAGUGAGCAUUAGGAUUUGGGAAACAAUUCUGCUUUUGGAUUUCAGUUUCUUUUUUUACUUUAAUCUAAAAAAAGCUUUCUUUCAUGGCCCCAUUCUUUCUUUAAUGGCCUCACUGAGCUCAAUAAGCAAUUUUGCAGGAUUAGGGCAUGAGAGUAGGUUGCCACAUUGGGCUGAAUCGUAGAAAUAUAAUACAUUAGAAAUAUCUUACCAAUUUUGCAUACAUGAUAAAGUGUUCACACCACUUUCUGAGUACAUAAUGUUAAAAUUUUGUGACCAGAUAUUAAAAUAUGAAUAAGCAGCAGACUGAUACUAAAAUGGGUAUAAUCUGAAUUACUUAGAAGCUAGUAGUAUAUCAGAGCCCUUAGAAGUAAAAAUGUUUCAUUUGAUAAUUUAACUUUUAGAAUAUUCCUAAUUAGGGAUUUGAUUAGAUUGUACCAUUUAAUUUGAGAAUAUUUAGUCUCAAGGGAAAAACUGCCUGGCUUUCAUUUAAAAUAGGGGCCUUUUUCUACCAUGCUGGUUUUGAAAGGUAUAUUCACAUGUAACGGUAUCAGUUCUCCAUUUAGUCUGUAAAUAACUUAUGAGAGAAUUCUUCAGUGGGAAGAAGUGAGAGUGCCAUUCCUUUUGCAGAUAAAAAUUACACCUAAAUUUUUUUUCUAUUAAGAAUAUUUUGUACAUUCAGUAGUUUUAAAAUAAGAUCUAUAGGUGUGUCUUUAUGUGUGUGUUAGACAUGAAACAGCCCUCUGGGUUUGACUCUGAUGUGUUGUAUUUUAAAAAACUACUAUGUGCUUGCAGAAACUCACUGAGAAGCUAUUAUAAAAAUGCGGUGGAGCAUGGCCAAAUAGUUAGAAACUAUCGAAUUUUUGCAAUUCUAUAGAGUUUAUCAUUGUACCAUGGACUGUGAGGAUACUCAGUAUUGGCUAUUGAUAAAAUACUAAUUUGCGUUUCAUGACAAUAGAUGUUAUACUGCUUGGUUAGUCUAGUAUAUUUCUAAUAUUUUGUGCAUUCAUAUCCCAAAGGAGAUAAUAUACGUGAAAAUAUUUUGAAAUACUAUAAAGUGAUAUAUAAUGAUAAGAUAUAUUUCUGUACGGUAGAGAAAAAGUUUAUAAUAUUAAGAAUAUUAUACCAUUAUACAUUCUUGUGCUCGAUCUUACAAGAAACAGAAAAGAAUAAUGACAACUGAAAAUAUGUCUGCUUUCUCUAAGUCAGGUCCAGUUCUCAGUUCAAAAUUAUAUGAUAUAGCUUUAUUUUGAAUUUUAGUUGUGAUAAAAAGCUUUUUUUCAGCUUCAAGGAGAAAACAGAACUUGUAACUCAGGAGUUAGCAGAGAAGUUCCAAGAUUUUUUUUUUUUUGCCAAGUCUUAAAAAUAUAAAUGUUAUGUUUAUAUAAUUAUCUACUUUGUUUCUAGUUUUUAUACUUUAAUCUGACAGAAGGAAUGAUCUGGUAAAAAAGGAAAGCAAUACAAUACAGUGUUACAUCCGAGUCACUCUUGAAAAAAUCAUCUUAGUAAGUAAACAUCCAUAUCAAAGUGGUCAAAAAUUGAUUGACCCGAUGGAGAGAGACUAUUUGGUUAACUGUUUAAAGUUAAAUUUCCCUAGUUUAUAGUAUAGUUAUGGUUGAUUUUUAAUCUACUGAGCAACUAAAUCACCCUUUUAUUUUGUCUUUCUAUAAUUGAGACUCUUACAAAAGCUUUGUUUUCUAACCUGAGGAAAGGACAGUCUUGAUCUUGUUUGGUUCUAAUUGCAUCUGUGGCCUCUCAAGUUUAUUUGGGGUGAGCGGGGAUUCUUUGUUAUAGAAAUAAUUUUGAAGAUUUCUAUUUUGUUUCCCACUUUAAAAAUAUCCAUUUUGUUUUCUUCUGGAGUAUUUCUGUUAAAUGUAAGGUAAGCUGGAGUUAGACACACUGGAAAUCAUUUCAAAUGUAGGUGUAGUUGUAGAGCAAGAUGGCAUGGAUUAAUAGAAUAUAGUAAGUUAGGGAUACACAUGUGUUGAUGUCUUUUACCUCUGAAUUCUGUUUGUUCCACGAGCAGAUCUGUGUGGGUAUCUCUAGGGUGACAGUGAGUACACCCUGCCUCCCAUGUUCCAGCCCACCCAGCAGACUGUGCUGGGGGACAGACUGUAUUUUAGAAAUCCCUAAUUACUGAAGUUGAUAAUAAUAUAGUUUUAAACAAAUGAAUGCCUGGGGGUGUCCAGAUGUGCCUUAACUAAUGUGAUCAGGCUUUCAUUCAGAAGUUUAAAUUUUUACUCCAUUAUAAAAUCUUGCCAUAAGGAACAUUCCAAACCACGAAGAUUAGUUAUUUUAGUGAAAUUUACUUUGGUUGGUGCUUUUUUCAUUUUGGAGACAUUUCCAUUUGUAUCAGUAACAUCAGUUCAAAAGUGAGUAUACUUAGCCACAGUGUUCAAGCGUGCUAUAUUUGACAAAAGGUCUUUACAGUAAGAAAGAUUAGCUGCAUGGUUACAUUUAUUUAUGCUUCUCCUUAAUUUUGCUACUUGCUGUAAUUUUCACUAUAAAUUAAACAUCUCUCAGUUUCUACUAGUAAUAUUUAUCUGUCUUUUGUUUUUAGAUGCAGAUGGAUGUAGAAAAUGGAAUUAGAGAAAUGAUUUAAAAGUUUAAUUCCAAUAGAUGUUUGGAGGAAUCUGAAAUUAAUUUGGACUUUUAUGCUGUAGUUUUAUUAGAAACAUUUAAACAGUACUGUUCUUGCUUUUUACCUUAGGUUGGAGAAAAUAUUUUUUUGUCAUCUGCUUUUUUUCUUCUUUUGUUAAGAAGUUUAUUGUUUUAGUUAUUUGUGGGAAAUGACUUCUUAAUAUGUUUGUUUCCUUGAAUUAACAUGUUUGUCUGGAGGAUACAAUUAACUGCUUUGUUUUAUGGUCCAAACUCUGCCUGGAGGUUGAGUUCAGAGAAGGGGAGUUGGCUGAGAACCAUCUGGGUGAAGGGGAGCCGGCCCUGGGUGCAGCCCCUUCAGUGGAGGAAGGGUCCCCGGAACCUCCUCUGAGUGACUAGGGUCUCGCUCUGCGAUUGCGGACUUCUGAGGAGUGAGGGCCACCUGGGAUUCCAUGACUCCAUACACUGUUUCAGUGGGUGUCAGUUUUCAUAAAAAUACCUGUUGUACUUCAUUUGCCACCAUUUUGUAGUUGUUUAGAAAAUUGUGAGCAAUUGGACACCUGCUGUGUAGAUUACAACUAAAUGUAUCUCAGGAAACAUUGAAAUACCAGUUCUGCCUACCCCUCCCCCCCAGUUCAAAACUUCUAAUCUCCAAUCAAAUAUUGCUUGGGUUGUUCUUUCAGAGGCCUCUGUAUAAAAGUCUUCAUAUAAUGGUUCAGUGUAAAGAUGAAAUGCAAGGGAAAAGGCACCAGUGCUGUCUUGUUAUGCUGAAAGACCUUUAUAUAUAUAUUACAAAAUCAGAAACCUUAUAUAUUUUAAUAUGUAAAAUAUAUGGAAGUUAUAAAGUCUAUCCUAUUUUCAUUUUUAAAUUAUAAUGGAGUUUGUGGAAGAGUUAACAUUAACUAGAGAGAUUAGUUGUGAGAUAAGCUCUGGCCCUAAGAAGCAUCCGAGUCCUGCACUCACUGCUCAGAUGAACACUUGGUGCUGCUGGGUUCAGUGUUAUGUGGAGGAGAGGAAAACACAAAAUCAGAAGACAGAGACUCCCUGCCGAAAAGAUGUAACCGACUGUAGGUCUGUGCAGUGAGGGCGAGAUGCGGCAGGGUCUGCAGAGCUUUCCAGCGGGGACGUGCCCUGAGUUACACGUGCCAAGGGGGUCAGUACCUGUCUGGAAACAGUCCCAUUCCUGCUCUCCUUUGAAGCCUGAAUUCCGCUUACUCCGCGGUAGACUCAGACCUUGUACAGGCUGAGAGAAAUAAUCACAUGAUCCGGCACCGGGUUCAAUUCCUCUGCCGGUGCUUUUACUGGGUUAAGCGGAGGGGCUGGCUGUAGACCCAAGGAGGAGAGGCAGUGCUAGGUUGCCUAUGGCAAAGUAACCGUGUCUCCCGAACCAUCACAAUGAAGAGCAACAAACUGGACCAAGCGUUAGGUCCUUUUACAAGCCUUUUGUUUUCCUCUUUGUAAAAAGUUGGGUUGCUUGUCUCCGCAGUGUGCUCUCCACUCUUCUUUUGUGCAAACUGAUAAGACAGAUGGCCAACCGGGUCCAGUCACCAUUUCCACUGGGAAACCUUAGUGCCCUUUGUAUUGUGAGUAUUUCAGGAGGAUGGGUAUGGUUCUCAGAAAGAUGGGUGCUUCCCUUCCGGUGUGAGCGCUGUCUCUUCAGCAGCGGCGGGCCUUCCGCCACGCGCCGUCGUCUGCAGGAUGAAUUACAGAAUGCUGCGCGUGUCUGUGCGCACCAAUACCAUGUGUAUGUGGUAGGAGCUGUAACCAGUUUCUGGAUAUGUCUGGUACUAUGAAACACUUAUUUUAUAAUCCUGUAACUGUAUGGCAGUGUUAUGCCAAAAAUGUAUAAAGAGCAAUAGUUUCUCUUGUUUACUGCUGUGUUUAAAAAGAUCGUUUCUGAAACUAUAUGUUUAGAGUCCCUUCAAUUAUUUUUAAUAACUAGUGCCAAAUAUACGUCCUGUAAAAUGACUAAAAGCCCCUUCAUCUUGGUUAACAUUCUGGCCUUAUGUUAGAGUACAUUAUGUUGAUUUUGCAUGAUUAAACUAUUUUUAAAGAGCUGGAAC